Messenger RNA from Schistosoma intercalatum, 1387 nucleotides. Lineage: Eukaryota; Metazoa; Platyhelminthes; Trematoda; Strigeidida; Schistosomatidae. The record is from the annotation of a GenBank genome assembly.
CGAUGCUCGCUUUUGUACUAGCGUCCUGAUUCCCGUAAUGGAAACAGAAAGGAGUGACAAGUUGUUGCAAGAAAAAGCAAGAAAGCAACUGGCAAAAGAUCUUAAGCCGAUUGAAAAACUCAGAUACCAGUGUCUUUUACGUGGUGCAUCCGGGAUAGCUGGUAUAGGAAGACAAUUUCGAAUUAUUGAUGAUGACGGAAACAAAAAGCUUGAUUUCAAGGAAUUUUCAAAGGGGUGCAAAGACUUCGGUGUGGAUCUGUCCAAAGAUGAAAUUAAAGAGAUUUUUGAUGAAAUCGACGCAGAUCAGAGUGGAUUUAUUGAUUUUGAUGAGUUUCUUAUGUCUUUAAGACCUCCUAUGAGCAAAUGUAGACUUGACGUACUGAACAAAGCAUUUCUGAAAAUGGAUAAGACGAAAGAUGGUGCAAUAACUAUUGAAGAUUUAAAAGGCGUGUAUAAUGUAAAAAACCAUCCAAAGUUUAUAAAUGGAGAAAAAACUGAAGAUGAAAUUUUAGUUGAAUUCUUAAAAACAUUUCAACCACAAAACAAUGCUGAUGAAGUUGUGACAAGAGAAGAAUUUUUCAAUUAUUACACUGGUAUCAGCGCAUCAAUUGACAAUGAUGCUUAUUUCGACUUAAUGAUACGACAAGCCUAUAAAAUUUAAACUGGACAAAAUAACUCGUGAAGAAUUUUUCAAUUACUAUUCUGGUCUCAGUGCAUCUGUUGACAAUGACGCUUAUUUUGAUUUAAUGAUUCGAUGCUCUUUUAAAUUAUAAAUAACAAGUGUUAAUUAGUAAGUAAUUAGUAAGUAGGUAAGUAAAAAUGAACGGUUCAAUGCGAAACAGGCUAACAACAGAAAAGGAAAAUGCUUUAGUUUUUUUUUUGGUUUUGGUUAAACUAUUUUUCAUAUGUGUGUAUAGUAAAAAAAAUUUAUAGUUUUAGUUAUUUUCUUUUCUUUUCGAAAAAGAUUCAAUAGAAAUCGUCUUUCCUGUUUAUUAUUAUUAUUAUUAUUAUUAGUGUUAUUAUGGUAUUUGUUCUCGUUCGUUCUUCCCAAUUUUGUUUUGUUGUUUGAUCGUUUUUAUUUUGAAACUUAUUAAAACAUAUCGGCUCAGAUUGGUUUUUAUCCGUCCUGUUUGUUUUGGAAGGAUUUUAUUCUUUUUUCCAAGUUGUCUGACCUAAAUGUUUUGUAAGAGUUUUGUAAAAUUCAUUUAUUGUUAUGGUUGUAGUUUGUGUUUCUAUAUCGUUUAUUAGGUUUGCCUUUUUCUAUUGAAAUUUUUUCGAACACGCACAUUAUUUAUUCGUCUACCUCCUGUCUGUGAUAAUCCUUGCUUUGUUUUUGUUAAAAAAGCGAAUGUAUCUUAUUUCAAGAAAUAAAAGACCUUAUACACGA